Melopsittacus undulatus (budgerigar) is the source of this 4809-nucleotide messenger RNA. It is a transcript of the gene PARVB, whose product is annotated as parvin beta. Gene Ontology annotation, cellular component: focal adhesion; lamellipodium; cytoplasm. The coding region runs from base 194 to 1291 and encodes 365 amino acids. The transcript is spliced from 13 exons. The record is from RefSeq and is a predicted model, not a curated record. NCBI's taxonomy places the organism in Eukaryota, Metazoa, Chordata, Aves, Psittaciformes, Psittaculidae. Gene Ontology annotation, biological process: establishment or maintenance of cell polarity; actin cytoskeleton organization; substrate adhesion-dependent cell spreading. Gene Ontology annotation, molecular function: actin binding.
CAGCCCGCCCCCUGCCCUCGGCUGCGGCUCGGGCUCAGGCCCACACCCCCUGCCUCCCGUUGCCGGCUCUGCUCGCUCGGUCGCUGCUGUCCGGCUGAUUUACCAGCUCCAGGGCUUUGUUCGGCGCCGCCACAGCGCCCCGGGCGGGGCAGGAAUCGGGCAGGCUCCCCCGGUGAGACCCGAAGCAGAGCCGAUGUCCGCCGCGCCCGUCCGAUCCCCGACGCUGCGGCCCCACAGGAUGAAGAAAGACGAGUCGUUCCUGGGCAAGCUCGGCGGGACGCUGGCGAGGAAGAAGAAAGCCAAGGAGGUGAGUGACCUCCAAGAAGAAGGUAAAAAUGCCAUCAAUGCACCAAUGAACCCAAGCACUGUGGACAUUCAUCCAGAAGACACACUAUUAGAGGAGAAUGAGGAACGCACUAUGAUUGAUCCUAACUCGAAAGAAGACCCCAAGUUCAAAGAGCUGAUCAAGGUUCUAAUUGACUGGAUUAAUGAUGUGCUGGUGGAGGAGAGAAUCAUUGUCAAACAGCUUGAAGAGGACCUUUAUGAUGGACAGGUGCUGCAAAAGCUGCUAGAAAAAUUAGCAGACCGUAAACUCAAUGUGGCAGAAGUGACACAAUCUGAAAUUGGUCAGAAACAAAAGUUGCAGACGGUCCUGGAAGCUGUCCAUGAUUUACUCCGACCCCAUGGCUGGACAAUCAAGUGGAACGUUGACUCAAUCCAUGGCAAGAAUCUGAUUUCCAUUCUUCACCUUCUGGUAGCUUUGGCAAUGCAUUUCCGGGCUCCCAUUCGACUGCCUGAACACGUGUCUGUACAAGUGGUAGUUGUGCGGAAACGCGAAGGCCUCCUUCAGACCACUCACGUUACAGAGGAGCUGACGACUACGACAGAGAUGAUGAUGGGAAGAUUUGAGCGUGAUGCCUUUGACACACUUUUUGAUCAUGCACCGGACAAACUCAGCGUAGUCAAAAAGUCCCUGAUCACCUUUGUGAACAAACACUUGAAUAAACUGAAUUUGGAAGUAACAGAGUUAGAAACUCAGUUUGCAGAUGGUGUUUACUUGGUUUUGCUCAUGGGUCUCCUUGAAGACUAUUUUGUUCCACUUCACAACUUCUACUUAACACCUGAAAGUUUUGAUCAAAAGGUCCAUAAUGUUUCCUUUGCUUUUGAGCUGAUGCAAGAUGGAGGACUGAAGAAACCAAAAGCUCGUCCUGAAGAUGUUGUCAACUUGGAUCUGAAGUCUACCCUCAGGGUUCUAUACAACCUGUUCACGAAGUACAAGAACAUUGAAUGACCGUGGAAGCUGCUGAGGUCUUCAUCCUUCCAACCUUAGGCAGAAAUUACAAUAAACACACCCUCUGCACGCUCCCAUUGUGCCUUAUGCUAUACUUCAUGCAUUCUUUCUACAAUUACUGUGGUCUCUCUGUAGCUGUUUAUAUGACAAUCCCACUAAAAAUAAUGCAUGUGUAUUCUCUAAGUCACUUGAAAAUGUGUAGAUAUUUCACACUUUUACCAGAAGAUACUGCUGGGUCUGUUGUUUGUAAUGAUCAACAAAUGUUCUUUUGAUAAAGGAAAUAUACCACUAACUAAUUUAAUAAGCAGGGAAAACAUUAGGCCUUCCUCAUGGCUGGAGCCUCUUUGAUUCUACAAUAGAAUUUCUUUUGCAUAGUCCUUGAUUACAGCUGGCAUUUGAUGAUUUUCCGGGCUUAAGUGUUAGCAAUAGAAAAUCAGCAUUGGAAUUUAUAUAGAAGCUGAGCCUUUUCUGUUAAAUAACAUUUUUUAUGUUCCGUUGGGUGGGGGGGGACUGAGGGGAAUUAUAGGCACUAUCUGAAGCUAGUGGCAAAAGCUUCAGUUUUUGUGUUAAUCUCAUGCUACUCAGUGUUACUUCCAUUCAGUGUUUACACAGAGUAAGUCUUUCAGUGGAAUGACCAGCUAAUUGUUUGAUAUCUAUUUUUUAUUUCAUCUCCCUUCUAGGAGAAAAUUGGUUGCUAGAGCCACGUUUUCCUGUUAAACACAUAGCUUCAAUCAGGUCUGUCAGGAGCCGGUCAAAUAGGUGUGGGCUGGAUUAAUACAUUUUGCCCAUGAUCCUUUCUGAAAUGAACACAGGGAAUAAUGAGCUUGACAGUUUAAAGGCUGACUUUAUUUCAAGUAGCUGAGUUAAAGGCCUUUUGGAGUUACUGGCAGCUGUACAGAUCUGGGGCUCAGGCUUUUAUAAGCAGAGUUUUAUGUAUUUUCUUUCCUAAAGAGAAAACCUGAAUUUCUAUAUAAAUAAGAGCUUGCUUUUACUUAGGGAUUGCACUGGACUAUUGCAAGAGGCAACCCAAUGGUUAGCACUUAAAUGUGAAACUCUUCAGUGACCAGUUAUGCUCCAAACUAAUUCCAUCAAGUUGCCUUGUACCAUCCCAAGAAAUAACUCUGCUAGGCUGUGGCCUAGUUCUACAGUCUUUUAAGUUGUUAUGGAUUUUAGUGGUCUCUGUUUUAAAAAGGGAUUGCUAGAUUUAUCUGGUAGACUCUAGUUACCUCAUAGUACUUCACAGGUUUCAUUUGUAGAGCUUUUCCCGGCUGAUGUGGUAGGUACAGCAGUGCGUACAAGAGGGCUGCGCUGGAACAUGAGUUGUCUUGAGUAGAGUUUUGAGGACAACUUUGCUAAGGAAACUGGAUUGUCAUUUCCAGAGUAAAUUAUUUGUGGAAUACGCUUAUAAUAGUGUGGAGUACACAGGGGACAGAUUUGACUGCUGCUUUUAUAUAUCACAGCAGUAGCUAUUCUUUUAUGGGCAGCCAUCAUUUUGAGUGAAACAUUAGGCAGAGUGCCUCAAAGAGGAAGCCGGUAGUAUUGCUCUUCUCCAGGGGCUCACUGAAGUCCUGUUGUAAAUAGGCAUCCUCUUUCCUUAGAAAUUGAUUUCUUACACUAAACAUUAUUUACCCUACUGAAUUCAAGAAGAAACGUGCUAUUUGAAUGGUAUAAUUUAAAGAUUGUGAUUUUCUCCUUCCCUCCUUAAACAUGUUCUUUUAAUCUCAGAGAGAAGUGGGCUUCUACAUCUUAGUUUCAUAUUUUGGGGUUCUGAGUAGUAUUUGAAUGAUUUGAGUCACCUCCCAUCACACCUCCAAAACAAAGAUGGAAAGAAGUUGCCCUUUAUUUCCAUGAAAAAAAUCAUAUCUUAUCUGAAUCUUUAAGGUUCUGUGAGGAAUUUUUGCUUGUUUGUGCUUCAGAAGGGAGCUGACCUCUUGCUGUUUAUACAGAGCCUAGAACAAUUGGACUUAAAUUUCAGAUGGGGCCACUAGACUUUACCAUGACACUAGCAAUUGUUACAAAGGAGACUUUCAGAGGCACUAAGGCCUGGUGGGUCAGCUCUCCUGGCAAGUUAAUGAAAUUGUUCUAACCUUUCAUGCUGUAAAACAGGGGCUGGAAGGUAAUUGAACUGAAAGGUCAAACUUUUAGUUCAAUGCAGUGUUACUUGUGGAAAACAAGCCUGUUAAAGAGCUUCUCAUUCCAUCCACUUUCCUUCAGGUGAUGUGGAAGUGCUGGUACUGUUUGUAUUCUCUGAGUAGCUUGGAAAUACCUUCAGAGAAUCUAGGUUUUUUAAUUGCAAGCAAUAUUAAUAUCAAAAGCAAACAGAAAAUAAGAGGCGAUUGAUAAGAGCAGUUUGGCUUUGGGAGGGGGAAUGACUAUUUCUGAGAUGGUAUUAUACAGCUGGCAUCUUCAUUGCAUGUUAACAGAUGUGAACAUUUUAAAAUAGCUUCUGUUUUGUUCAAUUAUGUGUUUCUGGUCACUGCAGAAACCUGAGUCCCUCCUGUACAGUCUUGAGGCAUGGGUCCCUAUUAGCAUUCCUUACAUUAAUAUCCCUGUCAGGGAAGACUGCAGGCUUGAUGCCCUGAACAGCUUGGGGCAGGUGUCAUACCCUAUUUUGUUAUGUUUUUAAGUCUUUUGGUAAAUGUUGUACAGGGAAAAUACAUUUUUCAUUCCUUGGCUCCUUGCUGUCUAGCUGGCAUAGAUGCUGUACUUCCUGCUAACCAGAUUGCAAGCAGGGUGGAUUUAACUGAACUCGAGCUUCAUCCCAAUCAGUGAGGUUUGCAGGAAGAAUAAUGUAGGUAAAGCUUCUCUAAACACCUGCUUUUGUCAUGCCUUUCUGUUACAUAUGCAUGAUACUAAGUUCUUUUCCUCUCAAAAAAAUGAGUCAUUGUUAAACAUGUUACUCAUGAACUCUUUGUGCUGCUAGAGUUUUAGCUGUGUUCCUGGGAGCCAGGAGGGUAGUUCUGAAUCGUGUUGAGUUCAUUUGGAAUGUCGAAUGCUCUGUGGCAUAAAAGCUUCUGCAUUUGUAAGUACAUAAUGAAUGUCUGUCUUUUCCACCCUGUACAGCUUGCCUUCUAGGUGCAUCUGCUUGACAUACUCAGUUCCACUGAGCUGUAUUGCCACAAGAGAAGGGCAGAUACUCCUCAGCUGCAUCCUAUUUUUCAAGAUGAAAAACAAAGAGUGGCAGAUAUUUUAGAAUCAGUUUAAACCUUUGUGUGAUUUCUGACCCCUCUUCCCCACACACCAGUACUUUCAGUGUUAAUGUAUUUUUUAAGAGUCUUUUCUACUGUUUUUAGCAGUGUUCACUCUGGAUUUCUAACUACUAAAAACCAGCCUUGCGGAUAAAAUUCUGGACUUGUUACAAAGCUGGAUGUCUCUAGCAUAUGACAAGAGUUGUGUACUGUAAGCAAGUUACAAUGCAAUGCUAUGUUUGCUAAAAAUCACAGCAGGAGUGUUAUGCAUGGUUUGUGACAGUUGUACUAUUUAUUCAAAUAAAUAAAUAAUGAUCACUUGGCUUUCUA